Molecule: messenger RNA, 5876 nt
Organism: Polyodon spathula (Mississippi paddlefish)
Lineage: Eukaryota; Metazoa; Chordata; Actinopteri; Acipenseriformes; Polyodontidae
Product: calcineurin B homologous protein 1-like
Exons: 7
Coding region: 278-859 (193 amino acids)
Molecular function (GO): calcium ion binding
Source: RefSeq, a predicted model, not a curated record
GCCCACCAAAAAAGGCAUAACAGGAAAUGCUUGACACUGGAGAGAGGACAUAAACGGAGCAACUUAGUGCUAUGUAAAUUGGUCCAAAGUAAACAGUAAGGAAACUAUUCACAAACGUCUGAAUUUACCACAGCUGAGAAUAAAUAGACUGAAGGAAACAAAUCUCUUUCUAAAGCACAUUCACGCACUGAAUUGACAGACUGAGCGCCAACUGUCAUUCGUCAAGUUAACAGUACAGCACAGACAGGACAGAACAUUAACACAGAUAUUUCUUAUAAUGGGAUCGAGAGCUUCUACGUUGCUGCGAGAUGAAGAAAUUGAAGAAAUUAAAAAGGAAACCGGCUUUUCCCACAGUCAGAUAACACGACUGUACAGCCGAUUUACCAGCCUGGACAAAGGAGAAAAUGGGACACUAUGCCGUGAAGAUUUCCAAAGAAUACCAGAACUUGCUAUUAACCCUUUGGGAGACAGAAUAAUCAACGCUUUCUUUCCAGAAGGAGAGGACCAGGUGAACUUCCGUGGGUUCAUGCGGACGUUGGCACAUUUCCGCCCUAUUGAUGACCAUGAGAAGAACAAAGACCCCAAUGUUUCUGAACCACUAAACAGCAGAAACAACAAGCUGCUUUUUGCUUUCCGUCUUUACGACCUGGACAAGGAUGACAAGAUAUCACGGGAUGAGCUCUUGCAGGUCUUGCGCAUGAUGGUUGGUGUUAACAUCUCUGAUGACCAGUUGGGCAGCAUUGCUGACAGGACCAUUCAGGAGGCAGAUCAGGAUGGCGACAGUUUCAUUUCCUUCACCGAGUUCAUAAAGGUCUCGAUGCCUCAGCAGUAUCUGCCAAUGAAAGUGUGGUCCUGCUGAAGCUCUUAACAAGACGCCUCUCCAGCGAUGAGCCAACAUCACCCACCACCUAGUCCACAAUUCCCAGUCUUUUGCUUUUCUUUACCAGUUAAGAAAAAAAAAAAAAUAUAUAUAUAUAUAUAUAUAUAUAUAUAUAUAUAUAUAUAUAUAUAUAUAUAUAUAUAUAUUAUUUAUUUGUAACAUUACAGAACAUAUAAAUGAAGUGCACCCUGCUAGUUAUUUUGUGUGUCCUAAACAUAAAGGUUCACUAAAAGCAGAGAAAAAAAAACUUCCCAGGUUCUAUGCAUGUUUCAAGCGCAGUUUAUUAAUUUUUCUAUGUCAACUCAAACCAACGAGUGUCCAUAUAGUCAUCUUUUCCAUCACCUGUCCAUUAUCCCUUACCACCAGCGAUGUUACUGCAGUAACUUGAGCACAUUUGAGUAAAACAACCAACCUUAAACUUCAGAUAGAACCACGAUCCAAAACUCUAUUGAAGUAGAACCACGAUCCAAAACUCUAUUGAAGUUGCAUCUCAGAUUAGGGUCAGAUUCACAGUAAUUGUUCAUUCUUUUAAGAAAUGCCACAACGUGGAAGGAACACCUGGGAAAGUGAGACCAAACCAGUAAUACUAUUGACAGCCAAAACACUGAGUGUGUUUCUGAAACAAACAUCCAGUGAAACAUUUGGAUUUGUUAGACAGCAGCUUCCGAAUUCUGUUUUUGUGUGGCAUGUAUUUCAUUCGUGGACCACAGCUGCCGUGGGUAAUCUUUUUCUCUGUGACUCAGUGGGUUUAAUGAGCAGAACUGCCUUUACUACAAAACCCCAGAUAUUCAGUAAUGCCAUCUGGAAAUCAGAAUCCACACAAGCAAAAUGUGAGAUCAGAACUAAGAGUUCUGAUGUCUAGUUUCUGCUGCUGUAAUAUCUAGAAAAGUGUUAAAAUUGGGGACUAUCUGGCCUUCACUGGAGAUUCCGGAGGGAGUGUCGCAUUGGCUCUGGUGCUCCCAUGGGUUAGAGAGGCAAAACCCUCAGGGUCUGUUUUUCCUCAUCGCACCACAGCUGACCCUACUGGCCAGGUGCCUGUGAACUGAAAAGGACACCUGCAUGGCUGGCCUUUGUCCUCCAGAGGCUGGUAGCUCACCCACUGAACCUUCAGUUCUCCUUAGGUGUGUGGGGAAUUACUGUGGUGAGAGAGCGUAAUUGGACAGUCUAAAUUGGUAAGAAAAUUGAGGGCACUCUCAAAAUACUUAAAUAAAUGAAUAAAGUGGUCACUACACCCAAACAUUUGCAUUUAAGGUAGUUCAUGCGUCAUUUAGCAGAACUAUUUUGACCGACAUUUACUUGUAAUAGUUUUAAUGAUUGAGCAGUACAGUGAUCUUUCAGGGUGGUACAAGAGCAGGGUGCUGAAUCGCUUAGAUUGAUUUUAAAGUUAAAACUGCAAGAUGUUAAAGCUUUGCAUGGCUAAACCCUGUAACUUUCUCCAUGAGUUUCUUGUUCAGGUCUAACAAUUGUGAGGGCUGCUUCCAAAUGCUGUGAGUAUAGUCGCUAGUCGCUACUUCUGUUGAGACAGAGGGAGGGGUCAUCCACGAAUGGUCUUACCUGCCCCUGUUCAACUGGACCAGAAUUAGACCCAUUUCUAUGAAAAACUGCAGUCAAACCUGCUUAUUGUAUGCCCCUAAAGCUGUAGUUGAUUUUAUGUAUUUAAUGUCUGCUGUAUACUUGAUAUUCAGCAAUAUUGUUUGGGAAUCAAAUCUAAACAUCCAAAAUACAAACCGUCACUGCUGUGCAUAUUCCCAUAAUGCACUAGCAGAUGCUGCUCUACAAAAAGAGAUUGCAGAACGUUACCUGCCAUUGUCUUGCAUGACGAAUGGCUUUUCAGUAUGAAACCUCCUGCAAUAGUUACAUGCAUAAAUCAAUCUGAUUUACAAUACACGCUGGGAAUGUACCUUAUUUUCUGAAGACCAUGCCCAAAUAAAAUGGCAGGAUCUUUUGUUGCCUCUUCAUACUAAGCAAAGCUAAAUCUAUGAUGUAUAGAAAGUUUUUUAAUUUUGUUUUACACAAACUGCAGGUAGGUUGAUAAAUUUAUGUUAUGUAAGAGAAUGUUUAUGAAAAAAAAAUGUGUAGCACAUACAUUUGACUUAUCCUCGAGGCAAUAAAGGAUGUGUAUAAAUUAUCAAUACUGUCGCAAUAAUCAAUUGUCCCAACCCUACAGAGCGAGCAAUCAUCUUUUAUUUUAUGUUAUUUUCUGGUAAUAAACUCCUACUCCCCAGCUAAUGGAAGCAGCCAUUAUACCGUUGUACUGCAUUUAUUUCCCCUUUCCUUACCCUAAAAUUUCACCUGAAUUUAUGGGUAUGUGCAAUAUGUUUUGUAUAUAAUUGUGAAACAAGUGACAAGUUGUUUUGAGAACAACAAAAUCACCACGUCUUCCAUUUUAAGAUGUAUAGUUCCAUGUGCAUUAGCUUAAUAGCAGGCUGUAGUGCCAUAUUAGUGGCCAUGCAUGAGGUUAGCGUUGCUUGCAUGUGAAUAACUUUAAACAAGAAAUUGAAACUUGAUUGAGCUACUAACGUACAACGCAGCAUCCCUUUUUAAGCAAAGCUGAGAUGCUACUUUCUGUUGGACUGUUCUAAAAACAUACAUUUUGAAAGUAGAAAUUGUAUUUCAACCUUGAUAAUUAGGGAUGCAACAUUUGAUUUAUAUGCAAUGAGCGCUGGAUUUAGUGUUACCUGUAAUAAAUACUAACACAAUAGUUUUAGUAUUGCAUAGUAGAUUACUGCUUAGCUAAACUAAUUUUAAUGCAAAAUACCUCAAGUUUUGGAAUGUCGAUAGCACAAAUCAAGCCAUACUAUUAAUAGAAUUUUAGGAGCAAUAAUGUUAUGCAUGAACUAGUAUCGGAAUGGAAAUAUAAAUGAUUUAGGAAUUAAGUAGAAUGAAUAAACAUUAAACUGUUGUAAAAAUGUUUUUAGUGAGAAAGGGCUUUGUUUGUUUUUAAAGAUUUUUAAUUUUUUUUUAAGAUUACUGACAGGUGGCAUUUCCUGUUGCCUGUUGUAGGCUAUAAUUACAGCAGCAAAAAGAAACCAAAUUCUUGUUUUCUUCAAAUUAGUGCAGUAAAAUCUAUAUUUUCAUUAAAAGAUUGUCAGGAUUAAAAUUCGUUCGCACGUGUUUGAUAAAUCAUAUUCUUAAUGCAUUUAAAGGUAAAAUGCUUAAAUGUGUCAGCUGGCUUUAUUGUUCUUAACAAAAGGUAGCCAAAAUGCUGGCUUUAGUCUACCUACAGAAAAUGCCUCUGGUUAUGUAAUCACUUUUCAUUUUGAAAGAGCAGUUUAUGGUAUCUGUAUAGAUAUUGUAUACUACCUGUAAGCAAAAUGGUCUUUUUGAUUGUCCCGCUUGUGUGGUACACAGCUGUAGGCUUUUAAUUUACUAGGGCAAGCGUACUGGGCUUUGUAUUAGUCAUUUUGUUUUCUAAUGGCCUUUCUCUGAGAGGAAAAUAUAGGCAGAUAUUUGAAAGUGAUUUAGGAAAUGAGAAAGAGUGAAAUAGUCCUCUUAUAUUAUGCAUGUUACAAUAGUGUUAUAUUAGGUUAUUACUAAAGUAAAAUAUGCAAAGGCAAAUCCUCAUAUAGUAGUACUGGGGCGAACAUGUUUUUUUUUUAUGUGUGAAUAUCAGAAUUCAAAGGAGUAUUCCCUUCAUUUUGAAUUGGCUGGGGGAAAAAAAAAAAAUCUCUUGGGACUAAUACCACCGUCAAAAUACCAGAGACUUUCUUCUGUGCAGUGGAAUGUGUGUUGUUAAGACAUCAUUAUGCAUUGUUUUUUUUUUUAUGUAUUUUUUCAUAUUCAUUUAUGAAUUCUGUUAUAGGAAUGAAUACAAACUUGGUCACUGUUGUCUGCAAAUUUAAAUUGUUGUAAGGUUUGAAAAAAGUGACACAAAACUGUAUAUGUAUACAGUUGCUAAAGGUAUGUUGACAAGACACAAAGCAGCCUGACCACAUUUAUUGAGUAAUUUGUUCCAUCACUACUAGACAGAUCUACUGUGUUCUAAAAGCAGUUGUUGUAUUGUUUUAUAAACAUGCAGAACAAGGUGUGACAAACUGUAUGUGUAUCAUUUUAGUGACAAGUUGGGUUCAAUUCUGAGCAGUGUAUUAAGAAGAAGCAUUGCUUAAAGAUAUGUGAAGGUUACAUUUCCAAGUAAUUCUGUUUUGUUUUUCUGCAGCAGAAUUGUCACUUUUAUGGGUCAUAGGAAAAGUGCUUUUUUGCGUUUACAAAUAUGUUCUGUACUGGUUGUCGAGAUUAGCCAGACUGGAUUUUAUUUAUAUUACUGCAACUUUAUGAAGAAUUUUGUACUUUGUUUAAGAUGGUGGGUAAAAUUAAAAAAUGGGGUUUUUAAUGGGGUUAAACUAACAUGGCCAUUCAUUCUUUGAGACAUGCCUACGUGUUAAGCUAAUUUGAACACUUUCUGGCUAUUGCUGCAUGAGAGCUAAUAGCUUAUAAAUACAUGCUCUAGUACUUUUAUUUUUGGUUCUAGUUGUAUGUUCAACAGCUUAAUGCCAAACGAAAUGCAGCAUGAUUUUACCAACCAGUGUUCCUUGACUUUAACGGCAACAACAAAGCGUUCUGAAAACAGUUGCCAUAGCUAGUGACACUUGAAUAAUUCAAGGCAACAGAAUUGCAGUUUAAUGUUUGUGUUUUCAUUCUGUAUCACUCACUUUGUACGACAUAUAGAUCAAUACAAAUCGUUUUUUUAUGUCAACAGAAUGAUGUGUAUGUGAUUUUACAUCACCAUUUUAAGUAAGUACAGAGUACAGUAAGAAAUGUAUUCUUUCAAGUAAACACAGUAUACUUCAGAAUUCAUGUUUUUGUGUAUUUCUAUAAGAGCAUAACCAAUUAAGCUUUUUGUUCCUUUUGCUUGUUUUAUGUAUUUUAAUUAAUUGUAUUGCUUUAAACUAUGCACUUCAGAAAAAGGAAAACUACGGAUUUAUAAAACUGUAACCUCUGUAUCAAAAAGUUCUACAGCAAUAAAAGCAGCGUGGUGCCAGUUGUGCACUAGACUCUG